AUGACAAAAAGAUAUUGGAACAUAACUUUGGAAGAGAUGCUGAAAGCUGGGGUUCAUUUUGGCCAUGAGACUAGGAAAUGGAAUCCUCGAAUGGCACCUUUUAUAUCGGCAAAACGUAAAGGUAAUCAUAUUACAAAUCUUACUAAAAUUGCUCGUUUUUUAUCAGAAGCUUGUGAUUUGGCUUUUGAUGCAGCAAGCAAAGGAAAACAAUUUUUAAUUGUUGGUACCAAAAGAAAAGUUGCCUAUUCAGUAAGACGGACUGCAAUAAGAGCUCGAUGUCAUUAUGUUAACAAAAAAUGGCUCGGAGGUAUGUUAACGAAUUGGUAUACUAUAGAAACGAGACUUCGUAAGUUCAGGGACUUGAGAACGGAGCAAAAGACGGGGAAACUGAACUCUCUUCCAAAAAGAGAUGUCGCUAUAUUGAAGAGGCAAUUAUCUCAUUUGGAAACAUAUCUAGGCGGUAUAAAAUAUAUGACAGGGUUACCUGAUAUUGUAAUAAUCCUUGAUCAGGAAGAAGAAUAUAAGGCUCUUUAA
Lathyrus sativus (Indian pea) is the source of this 534-nucleotide messenger RNA. NCBI's taxonomy places the organism in Eukaryota, Viridiplantae, Streptophyta, Magnoliopsida, Fabales, Fabaceae. The record is from the annotation of a GenBank genome assembly.